Molecule: messenger RNA, 762 nt
Organism: Lactuca sativa (garden lettuce)
Lineage: Eukaryota; Viridiplantae; Streptophyta; Magnoliopsida; Asterales; Asteraceae
Source: RefSeq, a predicted model, not a curated record
AUGACCAAUUUUUUGUUCGCAAAGAAUAAGAUUGGUUUCGUUGAUGGCACCCUCCAUAAACCCGACAAAAGUAACGAGAAGUAUAUGGCGUGGAUGCGGUGUGAUGCCAUGAUCAAAGGAUGGCUCACUACCACCAUGGACAAGGAGAUACGAAGCAGUGUGAAGUAUGCCAACACUGCCCUCGAAAUCUGGAAUGAUUUACACGAAAGAUUCGGGAAGGAAAGUGCUCCAAGAGGAUAUGAACUCAAGCAAUCCAUCACACAGACACGUCAAGAAGGGACCUCUGUUUCAGCCUACUAUACCAAACUCAGAGGUAUAUGGGAUGAAAUAGAUUCCAUUUUGCCGACUCCUCGAUGUGAAUGCGAUGGCUACGAGUGUAAUAUCGGAAAGAAAAUUACUGAACUCAAGGAAAAAGAAAGACUCUACGAGUUUCUAAUGGGUCUUGAUGCCGAAUUUUCAGUCAUGAGGACCCAAAUACUAGCCACCAAGCCGACGCCUAGCCUCGGGAUAGCAUACCAUCUGGUGGCGGAAGAUGAACAACAGCGAAGUAUUGUUGCUGGAAGAAAGAUCACGACCACUCCAGAUGCCGCUGCCUUCCAAGCCUCGCAGCAAGUCAGCUGUGAGAAUCAGAAUCACAAAAAGAACUGGCAAAAGACCGACAAGACAAGCUCUAACAAUAAAUCCGGACACUGCACCUUUUGUGGCAAAGAUGGACACGUUAGAGACGGGUGCUUCAAGCUUGUCGGAUACCCGGACUGGUAG